Messenger RNA from Polypterus senegalus (gray bichir), 1748 nucleotides. Its product is annotated as serine/threonine-protein kinase 4-like. The record is from RefSeq and is a predicted model, not a curated record. The transcript has 11 exons. NCBI's taxonomy places the organism in Eukaryota, Metazoa, Chordata, Cladistia, Polypteriformes, Polypteridae. Bases 214 to 1671 code for a protein of 485 amino acids. Gene Ontology annotation, biological process: regulation of MAPK cascade; intracellular signal transduction; protein phosphorylation. Gene Ontology annotation, cellular component: cytoplasm. Gene Ontology annotation, molecular function: protein serine/threonine kinase activity; ATP binding.
UCCUGUUGUCAGUUAUCUGAACGGAAGAAACGCGGACGUUUAAAAGAAAAAAGAAGGAAUAGAAAGUAGAGGUAGUGUUGGUAUCGAAACUGUAUUUAUAUUAUUAUUUUUACAAAUAUAUAUUAUGGAGACCUGAGCCUCCAGAACAGGUUGCGGAAGGAAGCAGUAGUGCUACAUUAACGCAAGUAUCGCUUGAUCAGAGGAAAAGCGGACAUGGAAGGCGUGCAGAUGAGGAACAACCCGCGCAGGCAACUAAAGAAAUUAAGCGAAGAUAGCUUAACAAAGCAACCAGAGGAAGUUUUUGAUGUUUUAGAGAAGCUUGGAGAAGGGUCCUAUGGCAGUGUGUUUAAAGCUAAUUACAAAGAAACUGGAGAGAUUGUAGCAAUAAAACAGGUUCCUGUUGAGUCUGACUUACAAGAAAUAAUAAAAGAAAUCUCAAUAAUGCAGCAGUGUAACAGUCCACAUGUUGUACGUUACUAUGGAAGCUAUUUCAAGAACACAGAUUUGUGGAUUGUAAUGGAAUACUGUGGUGCUGGAUCUGUAUCUGACCUAAUCAGGCUUAGAAACAAAACGCUGAAUGAAGAAGAAAUUGCUACAGUGUUACAGUCAACAUUGAAAGGACUAGAGUACCUGCACUUUAUGAGGAAAAUCCACAGAGACAUCAAAGCAGGCAACAUACUUCUUAAUUCAGAGGGUCAGGCAAAGCUAGCUGACUUUGGAGUGGCUGGCCAGCUAACGGACACCAUGGCCAAGCGCAAUACAGUCAUUGGAACACCAUUCUGGAUGGCACCAGAAGUCAUACAGGAGAUUGGCUACAACUGUGUAGCUGACAUCUGGUCCUUGGGGAUAACAGCUAUUGAAAUGGCGGAAGGGAAGCCACCAUAUGCGGACAUUCAUCCAAUGCGUGCAAUUUUCAUGAUCCCUACAAAUCCUCCUCCAACAUUCAAGAAUUCAGAGGACUGGUCUGAAAAUUUUAGGGAAUUUGUCAAGCAGUGCCUAGUUAAGAGGCCUGAAGAGCGAGCAACAGCUACCCAGCUAUUGCAGCAUCCAUUUAUAAAAAAUGCCAAACCCAAUUCAAUCCUCCGUGCUUUGAUCAACGAGGCCAUGGAAAUCAAAAACAAACGACAAGAAGAAAAGCAGAGGGAGCUGGAUCAAGAUGACGAUGACACGGAUGAGGAUGAGACUGAUUCUGGUACCAUAUUGAGAGCAGGAACUGGAGAUUCUGGUACAAUACGUGCUGCCAGCACCCUUAGUGAGGGUUCACUAACUAUGGUGGAACGGGACAGUGGCUUGGAUUCUUUAAUGGGCACUAUGGUUAUCAACAAUGAAGAUGGCGUUGACGAGGAUGAAGAAGCAGGGACAAUGAAAAGAAAGGAUGAGACGAUGCAGCCUUCAAAACCAUCCUUCUUGGAAUAUUUUGAACAAAAGGAGAAGGAAGUUCAUGCAAACAGCUUUGGGAACAGCAAUGACUCUGACAUCUCCAAAGCAACAACAGAGAUGGAUUUAGAGAUGAUGAAGAGCUGGAGUGUUGAAGAGCUACAGAAGAAGCUGGCCACCCUUGAUCCAAAGAUGGAGCAAGAAAUAGAAGAGAUACGCCUACGUUACCAGGCCAAGCGACAGCCUAUUCUGGAUGCCAUUGAGGCUAAGAAACGGCGCCAGCACAACUUCUAACUAAAGUAAAGGCACCCUGUAAUUGUUGUUCUAGGGGUGGUUACUUUUUGUUUUAAAAAUAAAACGAGGACACAAAA